CUUAAAAACAUAAUAAUUCCGCAGUAAAAAAUAAAAAAUUUUUUUUUUUUUACUCUCGUUUUUAUUAAUAUGGAAGAUAGUAGAAAUAUACAAAUAGCCGAAAAUAGGUUUCCUUAUGGAACUGGUGAAGAACAUAGAUUUUUACAUUUUACAUAUACACAUUAUUUUCAAUAUUGUGAAAGUCUUUUUACUUCAUUUUUUUUUGGACCUCAAGUAGAAGUUCAAAAUAAUAUUUUAAAAGCAAAUUUUGGUCUAUCAAAUGAAGAAAUACUCAGUUGGGAGAAUAGAGCCACUCGCUAUAAAAUGACACCUCAAAGUUUUUCUUUUUUUUUACAUGUUGCUAUGUACUCUGCUUCUCAGGGUUUUAACGCAGUAUACUCUGGAAUAAAAGAGCACAGUGAAGGAAGAAAGCAAAUGUUAAGUUUAGUGAGAAAGAAUGAGGAAAAGUCUAAAAAGGGCAAGAAGGCUAAAAAAAAUAAGAAGAAAAAACACCAAUCUGAAGAUUCAGAUUCUGAUGUGCUUACAGAUGUAAGUACUAGUGGAAUAAUGAGAAAUACUGAUGAUGAUGAUGAUCAAUUGGGUGUUGAUCAAGAUGUAAUUAUAAAUCGGUCGAUUGCGGAUGCCUCUGGAUCACAAUCACAUGUUGAUCAACAUAUUGAUAUGGACAUCUCAACAGUACAACCUAUUUCUGAACUGGAUGUAACGCCUCAGCUGCAACUUGUAAAACAACCAGUUGACAAUUCAUCUAAUUUGACAAAAUCUUCGAAUAAAAAAAAGAAGUCAAAUAAAAAUAUUAUUCAGCAAGUUAUUACAGGUCAUAAACCAGAUGAUGAUGGUACAUCAUGGAUUAGAGAUAUAUUGGUUUAUGAUAUUCCAGUAUCCUUGACACCAGAAGAAAUUCUGCAACAGUUAACUCUGUGGGAAAGAUUAUCUCGUUACAAACGAAACAACAAAAGAAAUACCAGACAGUUCGUUUGAAGAUAGAAUUAACUUCCUUUCGUCUAGCCCAGUUUGAAGGUAAUGAUGGUCCAGUUUGGACUACGGAUUUAGGGGGAUACCAGUUCAGUGGUUUCCAGCAAGGUGGACACUCAAAGAAAGAAAACAACGUGAGAAGUUUCAAGCUACAAUUCGAAAAAUUCCAGAUUCGAUGACAGUAGCAACCUUAUGGAAAGACCAUCGCCCACAUUCAUUCCUUACUGCAAUUAAUGGUUUGAAAAGCUUUAAAAUUGUACAAACAGCAAAAGGGGAUCGUAAGCUUAUUGGUUAUUUUGAAAAGUGGGUUGAUAUGCGUACAGCAUUAGAUAAUCAAUAUGAUUGGGAGCAACAGCA
Rhizophagus irregularis DAOM 181602=DAOM 197198 is the source of this 1329-nucleotide messenger RNA. RefSeq lists its product as uncharacterized. The record is from RefSeq and is a predicted model, not a curated record. NCBI's taxonomy places the organism in Eukaryota, Fungi, Glomeromycota, Glomeromycetes, Glomerales, Glomeraceae.